This is a messenger RNA of Medioppia subpectinata, 1303 nucleotides long. The record is from the annotation of a GenBank genome assembly. Lineage: Eukaryota; Metazoa; Arthropoda; Arachnida; Sarcoptiformes; Oppiidae.
UGACAAAUGACCCAAACGUUUGCGCUUUUCUCUCAUUGUUUUUCACUUCUGAUCGCAUUGUUUUGGUUCAGACAACACGUGUUUUGACCGCAUUUCUCAUUAGCCGUAAAUAUCAUUGAGUGUCACAUCUCUGGACCAGACAUGAAGACCCGAAAACACGACUCCGAAGACACGGCCAAUAAAGUGACCAAAAUGUGCAACAGAUGUAAGGCUCACGACAUCUCAAACCCCUUCAAAGGCCACACUUCGUGUCCAUUCAGUGACUGUCGUUGUGUGAAAUGUGGAGACUAUGAGGAGAAGAUCCGGCGCAAGAAAGAGAGCGUUCAGAAAAUGAGAGCCUUGAAGACCGGGUCCGCCGAUCCCGUACUGAGCGUCACAUCCGACGGGCCAUCCAAUGGUCACAAGACUCCUGUGUCCAGUCGUAAAGGGGUGUCAAUCGCUGAGUUGAAGCGGGCGUUCACUAAGAAACACAAAAGCGCUCAAUUGAAUGGCCAGCGUUUGAGAGGCCGUCGGCCCAAGAGUUCGCUCCAAUCGGUUCACAAAAAGAGUGUCGUCACAGACAAUGUGAAUGACAACAAUCCUCCGCAACUCGAGUUGAUCUUACCUGAGCUGCCAUUGCCUGACCCGCCAUUGCUUGACCCGCCGUCACCCGAAAUGGUGGACAAUAACAGCCGUACGACUGAAGCGACCGAACCUGUGGUCAGUGGUUCUUCGGCCGCUCUUUGCGGCCAAUAUCUGAAGGCUUGCGAACAGCUGUCGAUAGAGCUCGCGAUGACAACACUGACACCGGAACAGAUCAUCGCGUGUUUGAAAUACACGGCAAUUCGCGACUGUUUGGGUGAUAUAGGAAUGGCCGUCAAAAAGAUCGCAAUUGCGAACCAAGAGAUGAGUUUUGGCACAGCAUUCAACAUUCAAAACCCCAUCCAAUCCAAUGGUGUGGUCGGCGGCGGCGGAGACACAACCGGCCGAUCCAAUGGACAUGUGGCCAACACUAGCGCCACUUCCGCCCGUCGGCUCUGUUCAACAGUGAACGGCAACUUCAAGCCAAACGAUGCGGUCAACUAUAGCCCGUCUUUCACUCCCAUUCGAAACAAUCAUUAGUUUUGAAACCAAAUUCAUUAUUUUGAUUACAAUUAUAAUUUUGCAAUUGAUUUGUUCCAACUUUUGUUUAAGCCAACGAUUGAUCUCUUUAUUUUCACUUUGAAAUUAUUUAUUUUGAUUACUAUUCUUGAAGUCACUAAAAAUGUUUAAAUUUAUAUCGAAAUACGAAUAAAAAUCUAUUAUUUAUCACAAUUAACAACAA